UACGUUUACGCGGAGUCAAGUUCAGCCGAGCGAAACAGCGAUACUUACACACGUGCCAAAACUGACGUAAAGAACUACAAUUCCCAUCAGCAGUCGCGCGACAUUAUCGCGUGACGGCAUCCCUGUGUACGUUUCAGGGCAAGCAGGAAGUGCGAUUUGAGCAACGUUUUGAGCUGUUAUGUUUGCAUUAUACUUCAGAGAGUUAUAAGGGUUUUUGCAAAUUGUUCUGAUUUUCUAACUUGUUUACGACAGAGUUGCUUAAAAUGUUUUCCGAAAAAUACAAACCUAGUUGUCCUAAGAAAUAAAAUGCGCAUGUAAAUCGUGCCGGGGCGCCAUGUAGAUGUUUUGAUAUUUACCUUCUUCGUAGCUGCUUAUAAUUUUCAAUUUAACUAUAGUUAAACUUUCGGUGAACUAGCUGGCAAGCAGAUAUGUGGUCUCUGUAGGCUUUUUUGUACUUUUGCAACUUUGUGCAUCGGAUCUACAUACAUAUCGGUUUAUGAUUUGAUUUUUUGGAAAAAAAUGAAAGUGUUUUUCGCGGUGUGUAGCCUUUUGGUGGCUGGCAUUCAGGGGCAGGUGGACAACGACUGGAUUGACCCCACCGACAUGUUUAACUACGACGCUACCAGUAAAACUAUGAGGAAACCUCCAGAGGUAAAAAGUUACGAGAGUGUACCUACCAAAAGGAGGGAGUUCACUGAAAAGCUAACCGAUGUGCCCCCAUGCCCAGACACAACGGAGUGCAGCAGGAAACUCGCCAUCCUGGAAAAGGAGGUGCAGGAACAAAAAAAGAACAUUGCAUCUUCCUCCCAAAAGUCACCCUGCGGGCCGGUUUUUAAGCGAUAUCUCACCAAACUCCUGAACGAAAUCCAGAAACUGGGCCUUCCCAAUGAAGAAGCUGUCCACUAUGAUGCCGAAGUAACUCUGUCGCGUCAGGCUGUCGGUGAAAUACAGCGGCUUAUUGACGGGGAUGAGAGCUGGAAAACUGGGGCUUUGGACGAUGCCCUGAGCAAGAUACUGUUCAACUUCAAACUUCAUGACUAUGAGGCAUGGAAGUGGAGAUUUGAAGACACUUUUUGUGUGGAGCUCAGUACUGUUUUGGGGGUUUUCAGCUGUUUGUUAAUCAUAGUAUUAAUAAUAUGCUCCGAGAUGUGGUCCAGAGUGUCCUGGUUCAUGCAGUUCAAGCGGCUGUUUGCAGUUAGCUUCUUCAUCAGCAUCGUCUGGAACUGGUUCUACCUUUAUAAGAUUGCCUUUGCCGAGCACCAGAACAACAUCGCCAAGAUGGAGAGCGUGAACGAUAAAUGCACCGGGAAGAUCGACUGGAAAGACAACCUGAUGGAGUGGUUCCGAAGCACUUGGACGUUACAGGAUGACCCGUGUAAGAAGUACUACGAGGUGCUCCUGGUGAACCCCAUCUUCCUUGUGCCUCCGAGCAAAGCGAUCGCCGUCACCAUCACCACCUUCUUCACAGAGCCGCUGAAGCACGUGGGACAGGGCAUCAGUGAGUUUCUGAGGGCCCUGCUCAAGGACCUGCCCGUCACGCUUCAGAUUCCUGUUCUUAUCACCAUCGUGUUGUGCAUCCUGGUUUUCUUGUACGGAAGUACGCAAACAGUCAUCCAGCAUGGCCUGAUGAGGCCGCUGAGGCGCAGGGAUAGGGAUGUACGCCAGCCUGCUGUUGAGGAACAUGGUGUCCACAUGCUCCAGGGUGAUGCUCUAGCAGGGGGUGACAGAAACCUUCAGGCCCAGAUACCUCAAAGACUGAUGAACCAUGAUAGGGACAGAAUGGCGAAUCAUGGCAGGAGGCCGGGCAGACGCAGUGAAGACUGUCAGUCUGGAGUCUCGGUGGAAAACGUGGGCUACGCCGGCAUCUCCAGCGAGGAUGACAUGGACGGCCGAGACCGACCCGACGCACAGGCGGCGGAGAGGCCACUGCCAACGGGAGGUGUCGCUGAAGAAGAGAGGAAGGGUAGGCGCUGCGGAAGCGAUUCCAGUGAGAGCGGGUCGCGAUCUGAACAACCGGCGCAGUGUCCUCAGACGAACCAAAACACACCCGUGCCAGAUGUUCCUGCUGAUGAGGGUGAUACCGCCGCUUCCGGGGAACAAGCGCCGGCCAUUAGCACACCAACGCAGGAGACCUCCCCCGUGUCUGAGGGACUGACUGCCCCGCAGGAGUAAAUGAAGUGAAAUGAAGGACUGAGUGCCGACCAAAAGGUUAUGGACUAUAGUACACGGAUGUGGCAUUUAAAUGUCUGUCAUUGCUCACAUCACAGCAAUUGCGGACAUGUGAAUUGAUGGACAUUUUAAAUUACAGCACGAUAUUGUGUUAUAAUAAUGAAAUGCAGGUUCCCAGAGCUACUUAAUUACUUAAUAAAAGAUUGGCCCUUAGAA
Brienomyrus brachyistius is the source of this 2385-nucleotide messenger RNA. RefSeq names its product chloride channel CLIC-like 1 (gene clcc1). The coding region runs from base 520 to 2172 and encodes 550 amino acids. The transcript is spliced from 10 exons. Gene Ontology annotation, molecular function: chloride channel activity. NCBI's taxonomy places the organism in Eukaryota, Metazoa, Chordata, Actinopteri, Osteoglossiformes, Mormyridae. The record is from RefSeq and is a predicted model, not a curated record. Gene Ontology annotation, cellular component: endoplasmic reticulum; membrane.